Messenger RNA from Fusarium odoratissimum NRRL 54006, 1170 nucleotides. RefSeq lists its product as uncharacterized. The record is from RefSeq and is a predicted model, not a curated record. Gene Ontology annotation, biological process: protein import into nucleus. Gene Ontology annotation, cellular component: nuclear pore central transport channel. NCBI's taxonomy places the organism in Eukaryota, Fungi, Ascomycota, Sordariomycetes, Hypocreales, Nectriaceae. The transcript is spliced from 6 exons. The coding region runs from base 223 to 600 and encodes 125 amino acids.
AGUCCAUCAUCGUUGACGUGUGUGCCUAAUCUGCACUGUGCCCCCUCAACCCCACCAUCCAUUCGAUCUCAUCUCUCUCUUCCUUGCUCGCUUCCAUUGCUUUCCCCUCGGGCAGACUUUGCGACAACCCAACGGUUCUCUACCUUAGUUAAAACCUUUCGGUUCCCCCUUUCUAGACGCAUUAGCGAUCCAAACGACCAGGACAGGUCCCCAGACUUCAAAAUGGCCGGAAACUUUGAGGAAGUUGCCAAACAGUUUGUUGAGUUCUACUACAACACCUUCGACAGUGAUCGCAAGGGUCUUGCUGCUCUCUACCGAGACAACUCUAUGCUGACUUUCGAGUCUGCUUCCGUCCUCGGCACCCAGGCUAUUACCGAGAAGCUUGCUGGCCUCCCCUUUGAGAAGGUCAAGCACCAAGUCUCUACCCUCGAUGCCCAGCCCUCCAACGACCAGGGCGGUGUCAUUAUCCUCAUUACCGGUGCUCUCCUUGUCGAUGAGGAGCAGCGCCCCAUGAACUUCAGCCAGUCCUUCCAGCUCGCCCGCGAUGCGAAUGGCCAGUACUUCGUCUACAACGACAUCUUCAAGCUUGUCUUCGGUUAAUCGAAAGCAGUUACACUGCCGGCCGGCGCCUUUGGUUGUUUGAAUGAGUUGAGCGAUGUUUAUAAACACACAAACACACCAAGUGGGGCGACAGACGAGGGGAAAUUAAAGCGGCAAUGGCAACGGAAUAGCUUCUUUUUUGACGAUAAGAUGAAUUUAGAGCAUGGCUUGAAGGGAGCGCAAGUGUUUGACUCGGCUGUGAUUAUCUUGAAUUUCUUCCCGCUGAUGAAGCGGAAUUAUUGGUUCCCAAAGCUAUGAGUACUCAACCUCAGCCUCAGCUUGACGACACGGCAUAGAGGGCCUGAAGAGAUGGAGCCAAGAACAGGCCAUCUAGAAUUGAAAACUGUGAGUGUAAAUGGUGCAACGACAUACGUCACGUAUACUUGAAUAGGGUCACCACUUCGUGAUUGGCAUUCUACCUUUGAGAAAUGAACGCCCUCAGUAGCCACGACCUGACUAAUCUUUCAGCAGCAGACAGGGAAAUAUGCAACAUAUUUUAUGUGCUAGCUCUGUGAAGAUGGUUAUGAAAACCUCAAUUUGCUUGUUAUUAACACAGAGAAUACACCUGUU